This is a messenger RNA of Trichomonas vaginalis G3, 2532 nucleotides long. Its product is annotated as proprotein convertase-related family. Gene Ontology annotation, molecular function: serine-type endopeptidase activity. The transcript has a single exon. NCBI's taxonomy places the organism in Eukaryota, Parabasalia, Trichomonadida, Trichomonadidae. The record is from RefSeq and is a predicted model, not a curated record. Bases 1 to 2532 code for a protein of 843 amino acids. Gene Ontology annotation, biological process: proteolysis.
AUGAAUUUAAAUAACAGAUAUGCUACGGGCUUCAUUCUGAGUCACGAAAAUAAUUUAUCUUAUGAUAGUAAUGAUGGAUACGUUGUCAGACGUGAUCUCCAUGAGCUUGGAAUAAUGGGCCAAGAUCAAGUCAUCACAAUCGGAGAUACGGGCGUUGAUUACCUUCAUCCUUUCUUUGUAGACCCUAACUUUGAUGUAUCCACACUUGUUAACAAAACCAACAAAUAUCAUAGGAAAAUAAUCCGCAUUGAAGCAUUUUCAGAUUAUUCAGAUUACGCAAACGGCCACGGGACACAUGUAGCGGGUGUUGCACUUGGCGAACCAUAUGAUUCAACAGCAUACUCAUUCCAAUACAAAGGUGUUGCCCCAAAAGCUAAACUUUACAUGUUAGAUAUGGGAUCAGCAAAUAUUAACAGAGAUUUAAGCGCAUACCUUGAUUAUCAAGUUGUUUUAUCAAACAUGAAAACAUUUAAUUCAGGAAUUUUCUCAAAUAGUUGGAGUUAUAAUGAAUAUUCACAAGAAAUUACCCAAAACUUCGAUUCAAUGGCUUAUAACAACUCAGACAUACUAUUCGUGUUCUCGGCUGGUAACGUAUAUGGCCCAAUGACCAUUCUUUCGCCUGGAGACACUAAAAACGUCUUGACAGUUGGAAUGACAUCAAAACCAUCCGUAUUUCACUUCGAAUACCCACUCUAUCGUAAAUAUUACGUAUCGGGAGGUACAGAAGACCGCGUAUUUCUCAUUGGUACUCCAAAUUACAGUUUGCCCUAUUUUCCAACAGGCGAAAAGCUGAAGACUUAUCGCGAUAUCCCCAUCACUUUUGAUGAACCUGAGGAAGGUAAGGCGUAUUUCUCAACAGAUGAUCCUUGUACGGAAUUACAAAGGGCUAUUGACGCAAAGGCUGCAAUUUUCUUAUAUACGAGUGAGUCAUGUUCAAGAGAUAAAGUACAGAAUAUUGUUUGUGCGAGAGUUGCUACUUCAGAUGCAGAUAUUAUCAGAACUUGGACAAGUCUUUCGAUUUGUUCAGAUUUACUUAUUGAAUACGAUAUUUUCUUACAUCCUUACUCAAGCCAAGGUCCAUGCUUCAAUGGAAUCUUCAAACCAGAUGUUGCCGCCCCUGGAUAUAAUAUUUUAUCUGCCAGGGCUCUUUCUACAUCAAAUGGAAUCGAUGGACUUUCCGAGAAAACAGGUACAAGCAUGGCCACACCAUUAGUUAGCGGUUCCGCAGCUUUGGUGAGGCAGUGGUUCAUGCAAGGAAAAUAUCCAUCCAUUAAAAAACCGUCAUCAUACCUCAUUAGAGCCGUCAUAAUUAAUUCAUGCAUACAGCUCUAUCCAGGUAACUUCCGAACACCAGGUUCCGGCUACGGAGUCCCAUUUGUCAGUCGUGGACUCGGAUUAGAAGAACUUUCCUCGAGAUUCUUCGACAACGUUACAUUAGAUCCCGGGGAACUCCAUACCUACAGGAUUUCUACCACGAAGAAACUGAAUCUUAGCAUAACAAUGAGUUAUCUCGACCGACCAACUGCGAAUACUUUUAUUUUAUUUGCAGAUAUCGGAAUUGUCCUUGAAACAACUGAAGGCGACUUCAUUUAUCCGAAUAACAGAACAAACUACGCCGAAGAAUGCCUCAGCACCAACGAAAGGAUUCUUCUUCAAGACGCUGACCCAGGUGUCUACAAACUCUAUGUUUAUGCUAAUAAUUACCAAGACAAAUACCAUGAAAGAUAUGCUUUGUCAAUUUUGGGCGGUUUUUCGAGUACUUCAUCAAGUGCUGUCAGAAAGAUAAGUAAUGAAGAAUCCGCUGUCAUUUGUACAUCAUCCAAAUACAAUGACAAAGGCAGAUGCGAGUGUCCUGAUGGUACAAGAGGAUUUCUUUGUCGUGAAAAAGUCGAAACAAUUCCUUACAAUAUUUCAGCGACAAAAAUCCUUCCGAACAUGCAGUACUCGUGGUUUUCUUUCACAACAGAUAACAACACUGACUACUCCGUGUACAUCAAUGACUUAACACACGGAUACUUCCACGCUUGCAUGUGUCCGACAACCGAAAUCACUUACAACUGUUAUUGUAGAAUGUCAACAAUGGAAGUGAGAUUAGGUUGGUUUUACGCAGACAGUUCAAUCAAGGCUUACUUGGCAAUAGCGCCAAUACAACAGAGCCCUUCUUUGAGUAGAAUAUUCAUCGGUAAAGACAUUGAUAACACUCCUACUCAAAGAGUUACUUUGACAGGGAAUAUGACAACAACAGAAACUUUGACAGCUGAUUCCAAUAAAUCAUUGUCUCAUGCAACAGUUGCAAUUGUUCUUAUUAUAAGUAUAUUGUGCGUUGUUAUUAUUGUUAUAACUAUUUUGAUUAUUGUUCUCAUGUUUAGGAAGAAUAAGCAAAAAGUCGAAGAUAAGGAUCAGAAAGAAAGUGAAGAAUAUGAUUACGAAGAAGAUUCUGAUGAAAAAGAUGAGAAAAAGAAAAAUUAUAAAGAUAAAGAAGAAGAUUCUUCCAGAUCAGUGUCAAUUGACGUUUCUUAUUCAUCUGAUUAA